Entamoeba histolytica HM-1:IMSS is the source of this 408-nucleotide messenger RNA. RefSeq lists its product as uncharacterized. The coding region runs from base 1 to 408 and encodes 135 amino acids. The record is from RefSeq and is a predicted model, not a curated record. The transcript has a single exon. NCBI's taxonomy places the organism in Eukaryota, Evosea, Mastigamoebida, Endamoebidae.
AUGUCUAACACAAGUUAUAGUAGUUCUGGUAAUAUUUCCGACGCAGUUAAAAGAGAAUUUGAAAGUAAAGCAAAAGCCAUUAUUGAGAAGAGAGUUAAGCAACUCAAUUUAUUGCUCUGUAAAUACUCAUGCUUUCCAAACCUUAAAAGUCAAUUUAUGUACUUAAAAGAACAAUUGGUCAAUGCUUCUCAUUACAAAGAAUGUAUGUCAGAAGAAGAAAUGGAAAAAACUCUUCAGAUGCUCCAUAGAGUUGUAACAAAUAUGUCUACAAAAGAAGUAGAAAAAGGUUAUACAAAGCAUGAAGGAAUUAGAUAUGAGUUAAAACAAUUUGACCGGGAGCCUAUUCGUUCAUUUGGGAGAAUUAAAAAGAUUACUGCUAAAGAAUUAAAUUCAAGAAAUACAAAAUAA